Molecule: messenger RNA, 4657 nt
Organism: Trichosurus vulpecula (common brushtail)
Lineage: Eukaryota; Metazoa; Chordata; Mammalia; Diprotodontia; Phalangeridae
Product: zinc finger protein 2 homolog
Exons: 5
Coding region: 252-2210 (652 amino acids)
Biological process (GO): regulation of transcription by RNA polymerase II
Molecular function (GO): DNA-binding transcription factor activity; RNA polymerase II cis-regulatory region sequence-specific DNA binding
Source: RefSeq, a predicted model, not a curated record
CAGCCCUUGAUGGAUUCUACAGAUGCCCAGUGUGGAGCCCCUGAGCCCCUGCUUUGUAGGAAGGUGAAGGUGUUGGAGGACAAGCUUGAGGAUGCAAGAGUCCAUCCCAGGAGGAAACCUACCUGCCCUGAGACCUUUCACCAGAGCUUUUGUGCAGACGCGGAGGAGAAGGAGCUGCUGAUGCCACAGUAGUUCAGCCACACUGGCUGAGGAGACCCCGCUUGGGAAAACUCAUCAAGGAGGUUCUAACUAUGGAGGACUUGGGCGUGAUGCUUCAGGGGACAGAUCUGUCUUUUCAAGACUCUGCCCUUCCCCGAGGAAGCAGAAUUACAGAGGAAGAAGGAAUGGCUUCUAGGUUCCUGAUGGCCAGAUCCCAGGUAUCAUUGACAUUCCAAGAUGUGGCCGUGGACUUCUCCCCAGAGGAAUGGGGGCUGUUGAAGCCGGCUCAAAAGGUCAUGUACAGAGACGUGAUGCUGGAGAACUAUGAGAACUUCGUCUCCCUAGGUCUUCCCAUUUCCAAACCCAGUACAAUUUCCCAGUUGGAGAGAAGAGAAACACCAUGGAUUGCAGAGGGAAAAGUUUCACUGAGCACUUACCUAGGUUCCCUUGGUCAGAAGAUGAGAUACGAAACCACUGAGUCAGCUUUAAAGCAAUGUAUUUCUACAGGAGAGUCAUCCAGCGAGAGACUUACAAAGAAUGGUCCCCAUGAUGCUAAAUUGGCAGAAACAUGGCAUUAUGACAUCAGGUUAGAGAGGCAGAAAGGCAAUCAAAAGAGACAGUCCAGGCAAGUAACAGUCACUCACAGAAAAACUUCUAAUGAACCAGGUGUUCAUGAAGGUAAUUCUUUGUGGAGAAAGCUCAGCUUAGGGUCAGUUUUUGAUACACAACAGAAAGUUUCUGUAGGAAAAUGUCCCUAUAAAUAUGAUACACUUGGAAAGAACUUUAAACAGUUUUCAGACCUAAUUAAACAUAAUAGAAUCUCCUUGGGCAAGAAAAUGUCUAAGUAUAAUAAAAGCAGAAAGCCCUUCAGCUACCACUCAAACCUUAUUUAUUACCAUAGAAUACAUACUCACGGGAAAGCAUGUAAAUGUAAUGAAUGUGGCAAAGCCUCCAACAUUAAUUCAUGCCUUAGUGCAAACCAAAGAAUUCAUUCUGCAGAGAAACCCUAUAAAUGUAAAGAAUGUGGGAAAGCCUUCAGUCGAAAGGGAAACCUUAAAAUACACAAGGUUAUUCAUACUGGAGAAAAACCAUUUGAAUGUAAUGACUAUGGAAAAGCCUUCAGGAAUAAUCAGUACCUAAUUCAACAUCAAACAAAUCAUACUGGAGAGAAAUAUUUUGAAUGUAAUGAAUGUGGGAAAGGCUUCAGGAAAAGCUCAUCCCUUAUACAACAUCGAAGAAUUCAUACUGGAGAGAAACCAUUUGAAUGCAAUGAGUGUGGGAAAGCGUUCAGUCAGAAGGGAAGCCUUAAUGCACACCAGAGAAUUCACACUGGAGAGAAACCCUAUAAAUGUAAAGAAUGUGGGCAAGCCUUCAACUGGAUGGGAAACCUGAAUACACAUAAGAAAAUUCAUACUGGAGAGAAACCUUAUAUAUGUGAUGAAUGUGGAAAAGUCUUCAGCAGGAAGGGGAGUCUUAUUGCUCAUACCAGAAUUCAUACUGGAGAAAAGCCUUUUCAUUGCAAUGAAUGUGGAAUAUCUUUCAAAUGGCGUAGAUACCUUAAGGAACAUAAGAAAAUUCAUACUGGUGAGAAACACCUUGAAUGUAAUCAGUGUGGGAAAGGUUUGAGGAAGACCUCAUCCCUUAUGCAACAUCAAAGAAUUCAUAAUGGAGAAAAACCUUAUAAAUGUAAUGAAUGUGGAAACUCUUUCAACCGGAAGGAACAUCUUAAAACACAUAAAAUAAUUCAUACUGGAGAGAAACCAUUUGAAUGCAGUGAAUGUGGGAAAGCCUUCAACCAGAAGGGAAGCCUUAAUAUACAUCAAAGAAUUCAUACUGGAGAGAAACCAUAUAAAUGUAAAGAGUGUGGGAAAGCCUUCAGAUGGAAGGGAAACCUCAAUACACAUGAGAAAACUCAUACUGGAGUGAAACCAUAUAAAUGUAAUGAAUGUGGGAAAUCCUUCAGCCGGAAGGGAAACCUUAAUGCACAUAACAGAAUUCAUACUGGAGAGAAACCUCUCCAGUGUAAUGAAUGUGGGAUAGCUUUCAAAUGACCUGCAUACCUUGUUGACCAUAAGACGGUUUGUACUGGAGAGAAAGCCUUUCAAUAUAAUGUGUUUGGGAAAGCUUUCAGAGGAAUACCUUGGCAGAUCAAAUAAUUGUUUCUGGGGAAAAUCUCCAUAAAUGUAAAGAAUAUAGUUCAUCCCUCAUCAGAGACUUCAUGUUAGAGGUAAACUGUAGGGUCAUAAUGGGGAGAUGUCAUAAAUUCAUCAUUUAUUAAAUACUGAAAGUCAAGGUGUUAAUUGUUUUUUCACUAACUACAUUAUCAUUGUUGCUUUGAGAGUGGAAAAUGAUAUUAUCUAUCCCUCUUGUUUAUACCUAUUAAAUGCCAUUAGGUACAAUUGAAAUUACAUUGUAUUAGGUACUUGAGAAGAUUAAAUCAAGGAUGGUUCUUGACUUAUAGCUCACAGAGGGGCAAAAAGGAGGAAAAAAAUAUGACAGAUAAUAUAUAUAUAUUUGAUAAUUGUAUGGGGAAAGGAAAGAUAAUAUCUGGUAGGGGUUGAGGGCAGUGAGGAUUGAGGAAGUCUUCAUGGAGGAGAGGCUAUUAAUAUGGUGAUAUAAAGAAACAGUACAAUUUUUAUUAACACAGAUGGCAGUGGGGAGGACAUUACUGGCCUAGGGAAUACCAUGGGCAAAAUUCUGGAGACAGAAUAGGGCUUUAGGGGGACUUGGUGAAUAAUCUAGUUUUUCUGGAAGAUAGUUCAUGUAUGAAAAGCAAUUAGAGUAUAGAAGACAGCACUAAACCCAAAGUCAGGUACUGGGCUCCAAUCCCACACCUACUACUCGCUACCGAUGUGACUUUAGGCAAGUCAUUUCAACUUUCUAGGUGUUAGACACCUCAUCUAUAAAAUGAAAAUUAGAAACCAUCUAGGGUCGUUUCUGAGAGGCAACAUGGUACAAUCAGUAGAGAGUCAGCCUUGAGUCAAGACAGCCUGAUUUCAUCUCUUACCCCUGGCAGGCUGUCCAACCACAGGCAAAUCCCUUAAUUCCUCAGUUAACUCUCUAAGCUUUAAAAUUAUAGAUUAUUCACCAAUAUUCAUUGGUGGAAGGAGUUACCACACAGAGUUUUCCCAAACCAAAGAAAUCUCAAAUUUAGCACAAAGUUCCUUCCAGCUCUUUCCAUGAAGAUGCCAUUUUACUUUUGUCUUCUAAAGCCCAGCACACAGCACAGUGCUUUUCAUUCAACAAGCACUUCAUAAAAAUUCUUUAACAAUUCAGGUAUGACCCUAUGAGUAGAAUGAGAUGAAAAGGUGUGGUGAUACCAAUUUAGGGAGGGCUCUGAUUGCCAAGGAAAAGGUUUUGAAUAGAGGAAGGGAUAUGAUCAGAUUUAAGCAUAAGCAAGUUAAUAUAUUAAUAGCUAAUAUUUAUGUAGCACCUUAAAGCUUACCGAGUUAUAUAUGUAAAAAUCUGUAUGUAUAUACAAUCACGUGUAUAGCCUCAUUUGUAUACAUAUGUUUAUGUAUACGAUAACUUCAUGGCAUACAAAAACCUAUGAGGUAGGUGUUAUCUCCAUUUUACAAAUAAGGACACAGACUGAAAAAUUCAAUGACUUGCUGAAAGUCAUACAAUAAGUAUUUGGGGUUGAAUUUGAACUCAGGUCUUCAAUGCCUAUGCCACCAAUUGGCCUCUCUUUGUGUUGGAUUGGAGAAGGCGCUAGAGAAAGGAGAACUAGCUAAUAACCUAUUGCCACAAUCCAAAUUUGUGGAUCUACAUUAGAGUGUUGGUGGUAGAGAUAGCCCCACACCAAUGCAUACCCACUUUCCCUUCUACCUUAUUCUACUGCCACCAUACUGCUUGGGAACUACAAACUACUAGAGACAAACAGCUUUUUAUUUUGAACCUUUGUCUCAUGUGUUCCUCCUACUUUGAAAACAUCUUUUAAGCUACCUGGGGCUUUCUUGCCACCCUCUGCUAUGGAGGUCUCUUAUUUGCUUCCUAAUGUCUCUUAGGGCCAUAGAACUAGAAGGGACCUAAGAAGCCUUCAAGUCCAGCCGUCUUACUUUACUUUAGAGAAGACUGCAGCCCAGGGAGAUGACAGACCGUGUCCAAAUUCUCAUUGGUAGUAAGGGUCAGAGGUAGGAUUUAAUCCCAGGUUGACCCUCUGACUCCAGAGCCUGGCUCCACCACCCUCUCACGAAUUCUUGUCAUUCCAAGAACAUCCUGGCCAAAUUCUGGUCACUCCUUUGCAAAUCUUUGCCAUUGCCUGCUGUUGUAUGACUUGUUGGACUGUGAAAGUGCCAGUUCACUUCAUGGCGGCUGCUUUGUGAUAUUCAUGAGCCUUUCUUAUGAUGUACGUAAGAAUAUGUUUACUUUGACUCUCCACUCUGGGAACUGUAAAUGAAUUCAUGUUGCUUGCUGUAAAAUAUGUACAUGCAUGAACACAUUUGUACAUGGCUUUGUUAAUACUUAAGACUUUUUUCCCCUUGUUACGGUCUUUGUG